Phycomyces blakesleeanus NRRL 1555(-) is the source of this 396-nucleotide messenger RNA. RefSeq lists its product as hypothetical. Lineage: Eukaryota; Fungi; Mucoromycota; Mucoromycetes; Mucorales; Phycomycetaceae. The transcript is spliced from 4 exons. The record is from RefSeq and is a predicted model, not a curated record. Bases 1 to 396 code for a protein of 131 amino acids.
AUGAGUGUAUAUUUACGGUUACGUUUGAAAGAUAAGUGCAGUACGUCCAUAGACUGUCUUUCGCUCUCUCGCCUAUCUUUUGGGAAAUUCAAGCAAGUCCUAAACCCUCGCCCAUAUCGCCGCACCAGAAUAUCAACUGUGACAUACCAUGGUCUUUUAAGAUGUAACAAUCUAAAUUGUUUGGAGAACACGGAUCAGUCAGAGGGUAUGCAUCGUUCGUGGAAUCGAGACCUUGCUUCUUUCCUAAGCUUCCAACAUAUCCUUAACGAUCCGAGAUAUAAUGGCACUAUACCUGAAAGGCUCACCCGUGUUAUUCAGAUUGGACGUAUUAGAAGACAAGCAGAAGGAGAUCUUCAGGAGGGUCGUCGUUUGAGACAAAGACUGACAAGAAUUUAA